CUCACCACUAGGGAGCGCGCAUGGCGAGCACAGGAACAGCUAGCAACCCAUGGCUGACACGGAAGAGGAAAACCUUCAGAGUCAAAUUGAUGAGAUUGAAGCCUUGUCGUCCAUAUAUGGAGAUGAUUGGUGUGUAAUCGAUGAAGCUGCACGAAUAUUUUGCAUUAAAGUAUCUGAUUCUACAGAUGACCCCAAAUGGAUCAUUUGCUUGCAGGUUAUAUUGCCCCCGGAGUAUCCUAUUUCUGCACCUCCUCUUUAUCAGUUAAAUGCUCCAUGGCUAAGAGGUCAAGAUCGUACCAUCUUAUCAGAUAGUCUGGAAGAACUCUAUUUGCAAAAUAUUGGGGAGAACAUCCUUUAUCUAUGGGUAGAGAAGGUUAGAGAAUUCCUGGUGGAAAAGUCUCAGACAUCUGACGCAGCUGAUCAAGGUACUAGUUUAAAGUCCACAACUGAGGAAAACUAUGUUGAUGACGACCAUGAAAUCCUACUUGGUGCUGAGUUAUCGUAUGACUUGUUCCAGAAUUCAAUAGUUUCUGGAUACAUGAACGAUUCGGAAGCAACUAAAGAAGACAUACCUACAAUAGAACACGGGGAGCCCAUUAGUGAUCGAAGGAGUACUUUUCAGGCACACUUGGCUCAUGUGGUCAACCCAUUGCAGGUUAAAGCAGUGCUGAAUAAAUUGUAUGAGAAUAAAAAGAUUGCUGCUGCCGCUCACAACAUUUAUGCAUAUAGGAUACACUCUAAGAAAACAAAUACAUUUAUACAAGACUGUGAAGAUGAUGGAGAAACCGCAGCAGGAAAAAGACUUCUUCAUCUUAUGCAGAUCUUGGAUGCCCGUGAUGUCAUGGUAGUGGUAUCACGCUGGUAUGGAGGUAUCCUUCUUGGACCUGAUCGAUUCAAACAUAUCAACAACUGUGCUAGAAACAUUCUGGUGGAGCACAACUACACUAAUACUAUGGAAGAAUCGGCUAGACAUCCUGGAAAGAACAAACACACAGCAAAAGAAAAUAAGAAGAGACCUGACAAAUAAUGUAUAAAAUGGACUAGAUAAUAAUGUCAAAGUAUAAAUUGAGCACAUUUGUCUAUUUCUGUGAUGCCUGUUAUGCUUAAACAUUUAUUUUAUAUAUACAUAUAUAUUGUUAAAGAAUUGUCCAGUCCUAUUCUCCUAGGGACAUAUUCGCCUGAAUGAUCAUGCAUCAUGACAUCAGAACUUAAGGGAUCACCACUGUGAUGGCAACAUGAUAUUAAAAUGACUACCUGGAA
Pelobates fuscus (common spadefoot toad) is the source of this 1260-nucleotide messenger RNA. It is a transcript of the gene IMPACT, whose product is annotated as impact RWD domain protein. NCBI's taxonomy places the organism in Eukaryota, Metazoa, Chordata, Amphibia, Anura, Pelobatidae. Gene Ontology annotation, biological process: regulation of translational initiation; GCN2-mediated signaling. The transcript has 11 exons. Bases 50 to 1027 code for a protein of 325 amino acids. Gene Ontology annotation, molecular function: protein binding. The record is from RefSeq and is a predicted model, not a curated record. Gene Ontology annotation, cellular component: cytoplasm.